UUUUUUUUUUGUUAUUGAAUGAUAUAAAAAAAAGUCAUUAAAUAUAUAUAUAUACAUAAAGAUACCUGACAUGGGCAACAAUAAACGAAGAUCUUCACCUACAAAAGAAACCAAAGAAAAAGAAACCGCACCUGUUUUACUGGCGGCUGAACCUUCCAACAAGAAAUGGCAAAACUGGUGGAUCCGGACCAUUACUACUUUUAUGAUGAUUGGAACUUUCUUUACGAUAUUGGCAUCUGGGCAUAUUUGGGUUAUUCUUAUGGUGAUUGCUAUUCAAACAACUGUUUACAAUGAAGUCAUUCAAAUCGCUGAUAUCCCUGCAAAGGAACGCAAUGUCAAAUGGUUUAAAACUAUGAGUUGGUACUUUUUAGUAACAACUACAUACUUUCUUUAUGGGGAAUCUAUUAUCUAUUACUUUGAACAAAUUGUACUUGUGGAUGCCUUCUUACUACCUUUUGCUGUCCAUCAUCGAUUUAUCAGUUUUGUUCUCUAUACCAUAGGUUUUGUAUUUUUCGUGAUGAACUUACAAAAGGGAUUAUACAAAAGACAGUUUGCUCAAUACGGAUGGACUCAUAUGGCCUUAUUAUUGAUUGUUUUUCAAAGUCAUUUCAUUGUUAAUAACAUUUUGGAAGGAUUGAUUUGGUUUGUUUUACCUACAUCUUUGGUGAUUUGCAAUGAUAUCUUUGCUUAUGUGUGUGGAUUCUUUUGGGGAAAAACUCAAUUGAUUCAAUUAUCACCAAAGAAAACUGUAGAAGGAUUUCUUGGUGCCUGGAUUUGUACUUUGAUUUUUGGUUUCUUGUGGACUAGUUUAUUGAUGCGUUGGGAUUAUAUGGUUUGUCCAGUCAAGGAUCUUUCUACAUCCGCUUGGUCUUCAAUCUCAUGUGAUCCAAAAAAUCCAGUAUUUAUUACCGUACCAUGGUCCAUCCCAGAAACUUGGUCUUGGGCUAUUAGCUAUGUGUUUAAACAACAAGUAACUCAAGUAUGGAUAGCACCUAUUCAACUUCAUGCAAUUGUUAUGGCCUGUUUUGCAUCACUGAUUGCACCUUUUGGAGGAUUCUUUGCUAGUGGGGUGAAACGUGCUUUUAAUGUCAAGGAUUUUGGAACUAGUAUUCCAGGACAUGGUGGACUAACAGAUCGUAUGGAUUGUCAAUUCUUAAUGGGUCUGUUCUCAUUUAUGUACUACCAAAGUUUUAUCAAGACUUACCAUUUAUCAGUCGGAUCUAUAUUGGGAACGGUGAUUAAUGGAUUACCUUUGAAAGAUCAAUUAGAAUUAUUGGAACGAUUUUUGACAUACUUUGUAAAUCAAGGAAUUCUGGAUCCUAGUGUGGUAGAAAAAUGUGGUACGCAAGCUCUUACUGAAGCAGCCAAGGCCGUAUUUGAACAAUAAAUGAUGGAAGUGCAAUACUCGCAGGCGAACAUUUAUUCUCUCUUCCUGAUGUGUUUUGUAUUGUCCUUUAUUCAAUUAGUUUAGUUUUUUAAAUCAAUAAAAAAGAAGAAAUUUUUGAUGAUCAAUAUUGUGUUACUUAAAUUUGGGUGGCAGCUCAAAUUGAGUGGGGC
Molecule: messenger RNA, 1557 nt
Organism: Halteromyces radiatus
Lineage: Eukaryota; Fungi; Mucoromycota; Mucoromycetes; Mucorales; Cunninghamellaceae
Product: cytidylyltransferase family-domain-containing protein
Exons: 9
Coding region: 71-1387 (438 amino acids)
Cellular component (GO): endoplasmic reticulum membrane
Molecular function (GO): phosphatidate cytidylyltransferase activity
Source: RefSeq, a predicted model, not a curated record